Molecule: messenger RNA, 813 nt
Organism: Komagataella phaffii GS115
Lineage: Eukaryota; Fungi; Ascomycota; Pichiomycetes; Pichiales; Pichiaceae
Exons: 1
Coding region: 1-813 (270 amino acids)
Source: RefSeq, a predicted model, not a curated record
AUGGUGAACUUAGACGUGAAUGGUAAAUCUGUGGUGAUCACUGGAGGCAGUAGAGGGCUUGGCUUGCAUUGUGCUGAAGUUUAUGUCUUAAAUGGGGCCAAGAGAGUGGUUAUCACAUCAAGGAAAGAAGAUCAAUGCAUGAAAGCAGUGCAAUAUUUGAAGGAUCUGUCCACCACUGCCAAUCCUGAGGUGGAAAUUGACUUCAUUGCUGCCGAUCUGUCUACGGACGAAGGUGCCAAGAGACUGAAGUCAGAAUACCAGCAAAGAUAUGGAGAUCGUCUGAACAUUUUGGUUGCUAACGCUGGAGCAACUUGGGGUGCUAACUUUGAAGAUCAUUCAAGAAAAGCUAUAGAUAAAGUAUUAGGCUUGAAUGUUGCGGGUGUGUUCCAAACGAUCCAACUUUUUGGAGAGUUUUUGGAGAAGGCUGGAACUCCAAAAGAUCCAUCCAGAGUACUCAUCAUGUCCUCGGUCGCAGGGUUGACGACUUCUUUCCCUGCCGGGGGAACCUAUGGAUAUUUAGCAUCCAAAGCAGCAGUUUCUCAUUUAGGUAAAACCUUAGCUGUGGAACUUGGGCCUAGAAAUAUCACAGUUAAUGUUCUAGCACCAGGAUUCUUCCCAACAAAAAUGUCCAACGGUUUACUAGACGUAGUUGGUGAUCAGAUGGUGAAAAACAAUCCAAGACGAAGACUGGGCGAGAAAGAAGAUAUCCAGUAUCUGGUACUGUACUUGAGUUCAUCUUUAAGUAAUUACGUAAAUGGGGCAGUGAUUCCUUUAGAUGGCGGGUCACAUCUUGUUGGUCUGCCCAAGUUAUAA